AAAUUAAAACAAAUAAGCUCCGGCUCCCGUUGGGACUGAAAGCCGCUUCCCCUGACAGCCGGGCCAGCGAUCACGGCGGAGCGAGCAGAAAACGCCUUUCUAUUUCUACUUUGAAGACCAUUUCCGACGCCCUACAGUCAUGGCAGCUUUCGAAGAAAUGGGCGUAAUGCCAGAGAUAGCCAAAGCUGUCGAGGAGAUGGACUGGUCACUCCCCACAGAUGUGCAAAGUGAAGCUGUGCCUCUCAUCUUAGGAGGCGGAGAUGUGCUGAUGGCCGCUGAAACGGGCAGUGGCAAGACGGGAGCUUUCUGCCUGCCCAUCUUGCAGAUCGUGUGGGAGACGCUCAAGGACAUCCAGCAGGGCAAGACGUCCAAGGUCAACAAAGAAGUCUCACCCCACUGGCUCAUGAGCUUCUUUGACCGUGAUGCGGGCAUGGCGGUGACCCCUGAUGGCCUGCGGUGCCAGUCACGUGACCCCAAAUCCUGGCAGGGCGUCCGGGGCACUAAGGGGGUUGUGGGCAAGGGCAAGUACUACUACGAGGCCACGGUCUCCGACGAGGGGCUGUGCCGCGUGGGAUGGGGAACACCGCAGGCUGCCCUAGACUUAGGCACGUGCAAGGCAGGUUUUGGCUUUGGUGGAACUGGCAAGAAGUCCAACUGCCGUCAGUUUGAUGACUUUGGAGAACCCUUUGGCUUGAAAGACGUGAUCGGCUGCUACUUGGACCUAGAUGCCAUGGAGAUCCGCUACAGUAAGAAUGGGACAGACCUGGGCAAGGCCUUCACCCUUCGUAGCGAGUUCAAGAAUGCCACCUUCCUCCCAGCUGUUGUGCUCAAGAAUGCAGAGAUGUCCUUCAACUUUGGGGCAACAGAAUUCAAGUUUCCUCCCAAGGGGGGCUUUAUGGCCAUCUGUCAGGCUCCUAAGGAUUGCACAGUGACCUCAGGCGUCAGGGGCGGAGACAAGCCGCAGAAGGUUGAGAACAACGCCCCACAAGCCAUCAUUAUUGAGCCCUCUCGGGAGCUAGCUGAGCAGACCUUGACGCAACUCAAAAUGUUCCACAAGCACUUGGACAAUCCUGUAGUACGUGACUUGCUGGUGGUAGGUGGCAUUCCAGUGAAGGACCAGAUUGCAGCGCUCAACUCAGGUAUCGACAUUGUAUGUGGCACUCCCGGUCGAUUGGAGGACCUCAUCAACACAGGGCAGCUCUCACUCCAGUCGUGCAAGUUCUUUGUACUUGAUGAAGCAGAUGGUCUGCUGAAGCAGGGACACGAACGCCUCGUUAAUAACAUCCACAGUGCCAUCCCUAAGAUCACAUCUGAUGGAAAGAGGCUCCAGAUGAUUGUCUGUUCUGCUACACUGCAUUCCUUUGAGGUCAAGCGCAUGGCUGAACGCCUGAUGCACUUCCCAACAUGGGUUGACCUGAAGGGAGAAGAUGCUGUUCCUGAGACUGUCCACCAUGUUGUUGUUACGGUUGACCCACGUGCUGACACCACCUGGACCACCUUGCGACGCCAUACCCCCACAGAUGGAGUGCACCAGAAGGACAAUGUGAGGCCAGGAAACAAUACACCAGAAACCCUGAGUGAAGCUGUGAAGAUGCUGAAAGGAGAAUACUGUCUCAAAGCAAUCGACACCCACAAGAUGGACAAGGCUUUGAUCUUCUGCCGCACAAAGCUUGACUGUGAUAACCUAGAACGCUAUUUCAAUCAGAUUGGUGGAGGACCCAAGAAUCCUGCCAAUCCCUACUCCUGCGUAUGCCUCCACGGUGAUCGUAAGCCCAACGAACGCAAAGCAAAUCUUGAAACCUUCAAGAACGGGAGAGUCAGGUUCCUCAUUUGCACCGAUGUUGCUGCCCGUGGAAUUGAUGUCAACGGCCUGCCCUUCAUUAUCAAUGUGACUCUGCCGGACGAGAAGAGCAACUACGUACAUCGCAUUGGCCGUGUGGGCCGAGCAGAAAGGAUGGGUCUGGCUAUCUCCAUUGUUGCAGCUGUGCCAGAGAAAGUAUGGUACCACGGUGAAUGGUGUCCGACGAGAGGACGUAACUGUUACAACACUCGCUUGACGACAGAAAAGGGUUGUUGUACGUGGUAUAAUGAACCCCAGUACCUGGCUGACAUUGAGGAACACCUGGGAGUGACCAUCCAGCAGGUGGACAAGGAGAUGAAGGUUCCCGUAGACGAAUUUGACGGGAAGGUUGUCUACGGCGAGAAGAGAGCAGCCGCGGGUUCAAACUACCAGACGCACGUGGAACAGCUCGCCCCUGCCGUGAAGGAGCUAGCAGAACUAGAGCGACAAACGCAGACCAUCUACCUGAAACGCCAGUACGGAAAGGAGUAUCCCUGGACGCGAUAAGGCCAAUAAUAGUAUUAAAAUUUUUCUCUUGUAAGUUCUUAUUGCCAUUAUAACUAAAUGGAAAGCCAGUGCUCAAUGUCUGAUAUUACAAAUAUAUCACUCCCAUUUAACUUCCAUGUUAUUUGGUAGCUAAUCAAGUAAUAGGUAUUUGUGAGCUGCUAUCAUUGUGGUUUUGUUUAACACUUUUAGGUUUGAGGUCGUGAGGCGUUAUCACGAUGGUUUGGUUUUCCGUUAUUUUUGGUUUAUAUCCUUUCAUUAUUAUAUGCUGUGUAACCCAAGCUAAGGUAUUAUUGUGUGAAUUACAACAUACUUUAAAAGUAGAGAUCAAACUCAAGCUAAAUGUGAAGGGUACUAUGGAACAAAUUGUAAUGGAGUGAAAAUGUAUUUGAUGUAUCUCGCAUGUUUUGGCUGUGCCAUCUUCCUGCUUUUCCUAUGCGAUUGGGGCACAAGUGUGUCAUUUGCCAAUCAUGGUUGGCAGUUAAAAUAAACGAUGCAAGAAAU
Molecule: messenger RNA, 2848 nt
Organism: Penaeus chinensis
Lineage: Eukaryota; Metazoa; Arthropoda; Malacostraca; Decapoda; Penaeidae
Gene: Ddx1
Product: ATP-dependent RNA helicase Ddx1-like
Exons: 15
Coding region: 140-2347 (735 amino acids)
Molecular function (GO): ATP binding; nucleic acid binding; protein binding
Source: RefSeq, a predicted model, not a curated record